This is a messenger RNA of Nicotiana tabacum (common tobacco), 321 nucleotides long. Lineage: Eukaryota; Viridiplantae; Streptophyta; Magnoliopsida; Solanales; Solanaceae. The record is from RefSeq and is a predicted model, not a curated record.
AUGGAGCAUAAUUACUUGGCCAAAAAAAUUGUGGCAUUGGCUUUGGUUGCCAUUGUGUUAAGCAGUUUUAGCAUAGAAGUGUCGAGGGCACAGGGAAUAUGUAACGUAUCAGGAGAAGGUUUGAUGUCAUGUAAACCAUCCGUAACAACCCCGAACCCCUCGGCGCCUACAGCCAAGUGCUGCAGCGCACUGUCACAAGCAGACUGGGGAUGUCUUUGCUCUUAUAAGAAUUCUCAGUGGUUGCCUUCUUUAGGAGUUGAUCCAACACUUGCAAUGCAACUCCCUGAGAAAUGCAAAUUCCCUAAUCCUCCCCAUUGCUAA